GAAAUGGUGAAAUGACCCUCAGUCUUGGAUAAAUGCAAUCCAAAGAAGCGAGCCAGUUGUUUACAGACCGACACAUGUAAUAAGGCAUUACGCUACGCAGAAAUGGAUGCUACAACAAAACCUUUGAGAAUUCCUCCCGAAAUGUCUAUUUAUGCUGAAAAACACGAGAUAUUUGAUUUAGUGCAGUUGAUGGUGACAAAUCUAUUGGUUGACAAGCCAGAAGACCCCCUACAGUACUUGAUUGACUAUCUGAAGAGGGGCACCUUAGAUGUUCCCAGGGUAAUGUUGCUGGGCCCACCGGCUUCUGGGAAAAGAACCAUUGCCAAGCAGCUGUGUGAACACUCCCACGCUGUCCACGUCACUGCCAGCGGCGUCCUGAAGGGGGACACGGAGCUGGCCAGGAGGGCACAGCUGCACAGAGACCAGCAGCAGGAAGUCCCCAGUGAGCUGUGGAUCAGGCUGCUUCAGCAGCGUCUGUCACGGACGGACUGCGUCCAACAGGGAUGGGUGCUGGAGGGGAUCCCCCAAAAUCGGCAGGACGCACUGCUUCUGCAGGAGCUUGGCAUCGCCCCGGAUCACGUAGUAAUGCUGGAGGCACCCGAUGCAGUCCUGAUCCACAGAAGUCUUGGCAAGAGGGUAGACCCCGUCACGGGAGACGUGUACCACACCACGUUCCGGUGGCCGAGGGACGACCAGGUGGGCCGGCGUCUGGUGCGAGAGGAGGUCCUGUCGGAGGAGCAGGCAGCUGCUCGGUUGCUACGUUACCACCGGGAGUCGCCCGGCCUCCGCCGCGCCUACGAGGGCCGCCUGGAGCCCGUCAACGCCGACCAGCCGCAGGACGACGUGUUCGCGCAGGUGCUGAGCCAUGUGCUCCGUCGGCCCCGCUCUGUGGCCCCCCACACCCCCAGGGUCCUGCUGCUUGGGCCCCCGGCCAGCGGGAAGAGCCUGCUGGGGGAGAGAAUUGCUCAGAAGUACAACAUCGUCAACGUUUGCUGUGGGCAGCUUCUGAAGGCGGCAGCCGCAGACCAGAGUGAGACGGGAGAGCUCCUUAAACCCUACCUGGAGUCCAGACAGCCAGUACCUGACAGCAUGGUUCUCCAGAUUCUGACCCAGCGACUCAGCAGGCUGGACUGUACCACGCGCGGCUGGGUGCUCCACGGAUUCCCCCGUGACAUGGAACAGGCCAAGAAGCUCCAGGAGUCCAAGUUUAUCCCUACCAGGGUCUUCUUCCUGGAGAUGAUGGACGCCGUCUCAAUGGAGCGAGUCUCUCUGAGGGCCGUCGAUCCUGUCACCGGGGAAAGGUACCACUCCCUGUACAACCCAGCCCCCAGCCCGGAGGUGCAGGCCCGUCUCCAGCAGAACCCCCUGGACUCUGAGGCCGUAGUUCAGGACCGGCUGAACGAGUACUGGGACCAGGCGCUAGCGCUGCAGGCGCUGUACCCCGACGCAGUCUACAUCAACGCCGAGCAGGACCCCCACUCUGUGUUUGAGGCCCUGGAGAGCCGGCUGGUGGGACAGCUCCCCAAGCGCCCGUCAUCCAGAGCACAGUGCUGAUAGAGAACGCAGGGGAGAACGCACACAGAAUACACACGCACA
This is a messenger RNA of Conger conger (European conger), 1596 nucleotides long. It is a transcript of the gene ak8, whose product is annotated as adenylate kinase 8. The record is from RefSeq and is a predicted model, not a curated record. Gene Ontology annotation, molecular function: nucleoside diphosphate kinase activity; AMP kinase activity; ATP binding. Gene Ontology annotation, biological process: nucleoside triphosphate biosynthetic process. Gene Ontology annotation, cellular component: cytoplasm. Lineage: Eukaryota; Metazoa; Chordata; Actinopteri; Anguilliformes; Congridae. The coding region runs from base 103 to 1554 and encodes 483 amino acids. The transcript is spliced from 14 exons.